Ectocarpus siliculosus is the source of this 1841-nucleotide messenger RNA. NCBI's taxonomy places the organism in Eukaryota, Phaeophyceae, Ectocarpales, Ectocarpaceae. The record is from the annotation of a GenBank genome assembly.
AUGGCACGGCCAUCCCCGGGAGGGAAUGCGAGCGGCGCCAGAAGCUGGAUGGCAACCUUGCUGUGUGCGGCGGCGUUGUUUUCUGGGCCUGACGUAGGUCAGAUGGAAGCGCAGCAGGGCCUGCCUUCUCUGCUGCGACCUUCGCUAGCUUCGGCUCUGUCAGAAGAACAGGACGUCGUUAAUGACGUCUGGCGCGUGGUCAACGCAGCCUACGUGGACCCAACGUUCAACGGCCAAGACUGGAAGGCAAUCAGGCUGAAGGUCCUGAAACAAGUGCAAGACCGCCGCGGGAAAGAGGAGGCGUACUCCGCCGUGAAGGGCAUGCUCAAAGGCCUCGGGGAUCCCUACACGCGCUUUCUGACGCCGCAGGAAUACGACGCAGUCACCGGUCUCGCUCGCGGAGGCGUGGCUGGGGUGGGGUUGGAGCUUGCCUCAUCCCCGGCUUCAUCAGGCAACCCCCUCUCGGUGAUAGUGGCGGGGGUGGUAGGCGGGUCUCCCGCAGAGAAGGCUGGGGUUCUGACGGGCGACGUUCUAUCGGCGGUGGAUGGAGAGGAGGCUUCGGGCACAGACCUGGACACGGUCGCUGGGAUGCUGAGGGGGGACCCGGGUUCGGGGGUACGGCUGGACGUUCGGAGGGGGGGGAAGACGUUCGCCUUCCCUCUCACGCGGGCACAGUUUAAGUACCAAGGGGUGAGGUCGGAGGUCCGCAGUAACGGGGGCCAGAAGGUCGGCAUCGUCUCGAUCAAGGUGUUCUCCAAGGAUACCUUUGAGGACGUCAGAGCGGCCGUGGAUCGGACGAUCGAUGAGGGAGCGCAGUCUAUCGUAUUGGAUCUGCGGCACAACCCGGGAGGCUUUUUCCCGGGGGGGAUAGACGUUGCCAGGCUCUUCCUGUCGUCGGACGAGACCAUCGUCUCCGUGGUAGACCGCAACGGCAUCUCCGACACCUACGGCGCCAUCGCCACGGGAAAGUUCUCGAAGAUUCCUCUGGUUCUGGUUGUUGACGAGAAGACCGCUAGCGCGUCCGAGAUUUUGUCUGCGGCUCUCAAGGACAACGGCAGGGCGAAGCUCGCCGGCCACAAGACCUUCGGGAAAGCUAAGGUGCAGACCCUGAACCAGAUCUUCGACGGCAGCGGCGUGGCUGUCACCAUCAGCCUCUACAAGACUCCUUCGGGUAUUGAUAUCAACGGGAAGGGUAUUCCGGUGGACUACCCCAGCGAGUGCCCCUACCCCGGGGAUGCUUUGGCUUGCGUCCCCCCAAAUGCUUUGCGCUGAUGGGGGUUUCCUGUGAAGAUCGCUACUACAACGCUCUCGCUCUUCAACACGGAUGGCACGGUUUCGAGCAGUUUCAAACUGUUUCACGAGAUCGAAAAAGUUGACGGUCAUCUGUUUUGUUUUCGUUCGGAAGAAAACUGAGAUUGAUUGGUGUGAUAGUCACGCGGUUGCGCACCGGGAGACUUGGGGCAUGCCUCCAGCCCCUUGAUGGCAUCGUCUGCUCUCCGUGGUCACCACACGGCAUGCCCCGGUUUCCCGGUGGAGAGCGAAGAGUCUUGUUUUGGUCGUGAUCUUCGCUCUCAUGGAGAUGUAACCGUUGGAAAAGGCAGUGAGUAGCCAUUGUUUCCAGUACUCUUUCGAGAGUCUUGGGCUGAAGACGGAGAACAAACAGCAGGUAGGUGUGGUUGUUAAAAAGGUGUCGUGCAUAUUCCAGAUAUGCAGUGCGCCGCCAUCGUCCUAUUUGUAAAAAGGUAUAAGCUUGGGAAGGUUUCACCCCUGGGACUUCGAGUGGGCGAAAGUGAUGGUCCUGCUACGAGAAUGUGUGCAUGAGCGAUUGUUCGUCGUUGAUG